GUCCAUUUUUAAGUAAUGGAAUCGUUAUAAAUAAUUAUCCCCUUGUUGCUGCACAUCUCAUCCUCUUCUUCUCCGCUUAGCUCUUCCGCCUCAUCGCCUUCUUGAUCUUUCUCUUCCUUUUUCAGGGCUACUCCGACCCCAAGCCAUGGGUUACUUCAGGGAAGCCACCGGCAUUAAAGGCCCCAGCGGAUUCGGAUCCGGCAACACCGCCGAGGAGGUCACCAAAGGCAUUGACGCCUCCCAUCUCACCGUCAUCAUCACCGGUGGAAGCAGUGGUAUUGGAGCCGAGACUGCGAGGGUGUUGGCCUUCAGAGGAGCCCAUGUCAUCAUCGGCGCAAGGAACUUGGAAGCUGCCAACAAUGUGAAACAAAGGAUUCUACAAGGCCAAAUCUCACCUGCUAGAGUUGACAUCAUACAGAUUGAUGUUAGCUCACUCAGAUCUGUAAGAGCCUUCGCCGACAAAUUCCUUGCAAUGGAUCUGCCUCUCAAUGUUUUGAUUAACAACGCUGGUAUCAUGUACUGCCCGUUCCAACUCUCCGAGGAUGGUGUGGAGAUGCAGUUUGCCACUAAUCAUCUUGGUCACUUUUUGUUGACAAAUCUUCUCCUUGAGAAAAUGAAAGCUACAGCAGCGAAGACGGGGAUCGAAGGCCGCAUCGUGAAUCUAUCCUCGGUAGCUCACAUUGGACCUUAUAGUGAAGGAAUCAAGUUCGAUAAACUCAAUGACAAGAAGGCAUACAAUGAUAAAUUGGCCUAUGGGCAGUCCAAAUUGGCAAACAUCUUGCACUCCAAUGAGCUCGCGCGGCGCUUGAAGGCAGAAGGUGCAAAUGUCACAGCAAAUUCUGUUCAUCCAGGUCUGGUUAGGACAAACUUGGGAAAAUAUUCUCCCGUCUUCAUGACGGUGUUGAAAACCGUCACUUGCGUCCUGUGGAAGAACAUACCGCAGGGAGCAGCAACCUCGUGUUAUGUGGCAGUGCAUCCGAAUCUGAAGGGUGUGAGCGGGAAGUACUUCGCCGACUCCAACGAGGAGAAGCCGAGCAACAUGACCAGAGAUGCAGUAUUGGCUAAGAAGCUCUGGGAUUUCAGUGAACAACUCGUUCAUUCAAAAUAAGAGGAGGUUGUUGUACGAGUUCUAAGUUUUACGUGGCUUGUUACUGGUUGCGAUAGUGUGUGGCUCAAGAGUAAUGCUGUUAUUGUCUGCUACAUAGCUUGUACUGCUAUAGAUUAAGCAUAUAUGAAAUAAAUUGACCGUACUAGUUGUCACAA
Messenger RNA from Zingiber officinale, 1263 nucleotides. RefSeq names its product short-chain dehydrogenase TIC 32 B, chloroplastic-like. Lineage: Eukaryota; Viridiplantae; Streptophyta; Magnoliopsida; Zingiberales; Zingiberaceae. The record is from RefSeq and is a predicted model, not a curated record. Bases 146 to 1108 code for a protein of 320 amino acids. The transcript is spliced from 8 exons.